AUGAAGCUUUCCCAGUCAUUAUGUCAAAAACAUCAGGCGCAGUUCCACCUCUUCCCCCUUGAAAUUCAGACAGCAAAUUCCUACUCAAAAAUGCCAUUAGGACUGGAGCUUCGCUGGCCAAAGGAGUUGCUUACUUCACCCGAAGCUUCUGCUGCCAUGAAGAAUUUGGAGCAUGCCAAGUCUAAUGUUAACGGAACCAAGAGAGUAGUUGCUGCUCCAAAGAGGAAGACUCAGACAAUUCGCAAUAUAUAUCAUGACAUGCGGAAGAGACUUCGCAGAGGUUAUAUUAAUUCUUUUGAUAUGGUUUUACAAGAUGAGAUGUGUAUUGAGAAAAACACCAAAGUAAAUGAAAUUGGUGGGUCUGGUAAUGUUAAUUGUAGUUCAGAUAAGGGUGAAUAUAACAAUUUUCUUGCUGAUAUUUUAGUUAAGAAAUGGAACCAAUUGGGGUCAUCUCAUUCAACGAGCGAAGAAACUAAAGUAGUACAAGCUAUAACUGAUAUCAUAUUAGGAUUGCAAGGGGACAUCCCUCGUGAUAUGCCAAAUGGUGUUCCAUUUAUUGCUGUAAAAAAAAUGUCCUAG
Vicia faba (fava bean) is the source of this 579-nucleotide messenger RNA. The record is from the annotation of a GenBank genome assembly. NCBI's taxonomy places the organism in Eukaryota, Viridiplantae, Streptophyta, Magnoliopsida, Fabales, Fabaceae.